CAGCCCGGCAAGAACGGUCACUUUGCGGUGUGGAAAAUAAACAAAUUGCAAUUAUUGGCCACAAAACUAACCAACUAGCCAGAAAUGUCGUUCCACCUGAGCACAAAGGAGCGGCUCUUGCUCCUUAUCGACGACAUCGAGAUGAUAGCCAAGGAGCUGAUCGAACAGGCGCACCAGAAGAUCUCCAGCACGGAGCUGGUAGACUUGUUGGAUUUGCUGGUGGCCAAGGACGAGGAGUUCCGGAAAAUGCUGGAACUGGCGGAGGAGCAGGCCAAAGUGGAGGAGUCUAUGGACCAGCUUCGCGCCAAGGUGGAGGUGCAUGACCGUGAGAUCCAGAAGCUGCAGAAAUCUCUGAAGGACGCCGAGCUCAUCCUGUCCACGGCCAUCUUCCAGGCCCGCCAAAAGCUGGCCAGCAUUAAUCAGGCCAACAAACGGCCGGUUUCCUCAGAGGAGCUCAUCAAGUAUGCCCAUCGGAUUAGCUCCGCCAAUGCGGUCAGUGCUCCUCUGACCUGGUGCAUAGGCGACUUAAGGCGUCCCUAUCCCACGGACAUCGAGAUGCGCAACGGGCUACUGGGCAAAUCCGAGCAGAACAUCAACGGCGGUCCAGUGACCCACCAGAACAGCGGAAUCCCCUCGGAGCAGCAGAGAACUUUGUCAGGAAGCGGAGGAAGUGGGAGUGGGAGUGGAGCGGGUGGCGAGGUGCCCAAUGCCUUCCAGAACCAAUUCAAUUGGAAUCUGGGUGAGCUGCACAUGACCAUGGGUGCCUCGGGGAACACGGUCGCCCUGGAGACGCGCGCCCAGGACGACGUCGAGGUCAUGUCCACCGACAGCUCCAGCUCCAGUUCCAGCGACUCACAGUAGGAUCUGAAACAAUACAAUUAAUCUCGUAUAAGCUAGUAGUAAUAGGUAUUUAAUAAAAGCGCUAAUUAAGGAAAACAAUGUUUAUUUUCCUUAUGUGUCCUACCUAA
Molecule: messenger RNA, 968 nt
Organism: Drosophila biarmipes
Lineage: Eukaryota; Metazoa; Arthropoda; Insecta; Diptera; Drosophilidae
Gene: MED4
Product: mediator of RNA polymerase II transcription subunit 4
Exons: 2
Coding region: 85-861 (258 amino acids)
Biological process (GO): regulation of transcription by RNA polymerase II
Cellular component (GO): core mediator complex; mediator complex
Molecular function (GO): transcription coregulator activity
Source: RefSeq, a predicted model, not a curated record